GUGCUGUGCUCCUCUGCAGUUCACGCAGUUCCCCAUAUCUGAGACUUUCGUAUGUAUAUAUUGCGUUUCUUGAUCGAAUAAGGAGGAAAACGGGAAAAUCUGCACUUUGCUUCAUCAUUUUUCAACAUUGUUCGGUGUGUUCAGAACUACAUUAAUUAUUGGAACUGCUGCCAAACACGAAAUCGCGGUGGUGACAUAGAAAAUGAAUAUAAAUUGUACAGAAACAUACUGAAUACAUAAUUUGGUCUUUGAAUAGUCUUUGAGCCGAUGGUAAUAAUAGAUCAUGUCGAAGAUUAUCGAUACAAUUUCGUGAAGAGGAUUGCAUUUCGGGUAUGUGCCGGGAAACUGUUCGCCGAAAGAUAUAGUUCCAAUGGACAGAUAAGCAUAGCCUGAAUGACCGACUGUCGCUUGGUUCGGAAACAAGCUUAUCAGUGGAUUAGGACCGGAAUAAGUGCAUGUCAUUCAUCGAUAGUGAUUGAAAAUAUCUUCGCGAGACCGAUUGUGUCGAUUUUCUAAUAAAUUGUGCAGUACAUCUAUAAUCUUACGUAGACAGAAAAGUGGGGAAACAUGUCAGCUGCGAGUUUGUGGCUGUUGAUGAAUUUGCUGUUUGUGACAAUAGCAAACCGAAUGGCUUCUGCAAGCGAGUAUGCUAUCGAUUUGAAAACUUCCGGUUCAGUCGUCUUGGGAGGAACGGUGGAAUUUGAAGCCACAAUAUUGAUAGACGGAAAACCAAAGGAAGACCUUUAUGAAGUGGAAUGGUCAGACAAUAUGAAUCCACCGCACAAACAAAUGGGUGAAAGCAAACAACCCACCUUCAACUGGACUGUAACGUACGGGAAUGAUCUCAAAGCUGGAAGUUACGUUGCUACGGUAGUUGUGCGACGCUACUACUACUUAUUAUAUGUUGAGAUAGCCAGAAAAUCCGUUGCGUUCAAUCUAACCAGUCUCCUUAACGGACGGCUACAGUUGUCACAGAACAAUUCUGUUGUGGAGACAGAUUACGUAUCAAGCGCCACGAUACUAAACCAAACGAUUACACUAACGGGUAGCGAUGAGCGGGUGCUCGCCAAGGCAACCUACGUCCGGACGUAUUGGUUUGUCAAUUGUCAAUAUUUGGGAACAUCUGAUGAGUUCACCAAGCUGGACAACUUCACGAGAGAAAACGAGGAAUACACUAUCGAAGCGCUGGUGGUUGCAUCGUUCGACAAGCUUCCGGAUCCAACAACUACAACUACAACGACUACAACAACCACUACUACUACUACUACUACUACCACUACUACAUCGACGACACCGGCCACUACUACCUCUACUUCUUCUAUCACAACAAGCACCACUACCAGUACUACGCAAGCACCACCUCCCAACAAUAUAACUGUCCUGCCUCAAACAACGCCAGCACCUAACCCAAUAACCACAACCGGACGCAAAAGGCGUGAUUUGGGUGAUGUUCUUGCAAGCGUCAGUCCGAUUUUGUUGAACAUGACCGACACUAGAAGCAUUAUCGAUGGCGAACGGAUUCCGGAGCAUCUGUUCGACCAGGGAACAGAACACGAUCGGUCUACGGUCAACCACAUAACUAAGAAAUCGGAUCCCAAAUUCAACAUCGAUGACUCUCGACAGCCAUUCGUGUGUGGUAAUAGCUCAAUGGUUCCCCCGGACGCGAACAAAACCUAUGGCCAUUUUGUGAGGAAAAUCAUCGUGCAGAAUCCAAUUACAAAAUUCAACGUUUCCGGACCGCAGUGGGUCAAACAGGGUGAUGUGGCUGAUUUGCUUUUCCAGUGCUCCGGAUCCCCGCCGUUCGAAUUCUGCUUCAAAGUUGCUAUAGGGCAACACAAUGUAACCCUGAAUGAAACCUGCGACGGUGACUGGGAGUCGAGCAACGUAAGCUGCCGAUUUGAAUUCAUUCGUUAUUUUUUCUCCAACGAGCAACGUUCGUUGGUUGUCUUUCUUAAGAACCACGUAUCCCAGCAUAUCUUCCAAGUGGGGCUGCAGUUCUAUGAGAAUCAGCCGAAUCUGCAGCUGUCGGUGAUCGUUGUGCCGAUUGCCUGCUGCUUGUUAGCCGUCAUCAUAGUGGUGUUCGGUGUGGCCUAUUACAUCCAGAACCGGGAGCGGUUCAUCGUGGAGGUGGCCGAUUUUAAUUUUGGCGACACCAACUCGCUGGACGAUGACAUGGAAUACAAGACGUUCCAGCAGCGACUGCUCGACAGUCUGCGCGACUCGAUCAGACUGCCACGGUUUCGGCUAGGCUCGAGCGGAGCCAGCCAGGAGGGAGACGACAUGUCUCCCUCGGCCGCGGGUGACAGCGCACUUCGGUACGGUUCGAUGACCUAAGGAGUAAAGAGGAAAGAGCUUUUUUUUUGUUUUGGAAAUUUGUUUCGCCUUUCCGAGUUUGCUGGGUCAAGUAAUUUUGUGAUAAGAGUUUCCCAAAGGGCGACGUGUUUUGCACACAUUAUAAUAUUGCGUCGGGGUUUUGCUUUAGUUUUCACUGUAAUCCGCCCAUAGCGUAGCGCACGACAGAGUUGGACUUUAUUCGAUGCGUUCAUUAUGCAAAUGUGAAAUUUUUCUUAUGAACUGGACACUGCUUAUCUGAAUAUAAAUUCGAAAAUUCUCUUAAA
Toxorhynchites rutilus septentrionalis is the source of this 2618-nucleotide messenger RNA. RefSeq lists its product as uncharacterized. The transcript has 10 exons. The record is from RefSeq and is a predicted model, not a curated record. Bases 568 to 2334 code for a protein of 588 amino acids. Lineage: Eukaryota; Metazoa; Arthropoda; Insecta; Diptera; Culicidae.